GGUAACCAUCGUCAGCCUUGCGGGUCUUGUUGGCACCUCGCCACAAUUUGAUCGUUUUUGCAAACAAUCGAAUCUUCUGUUUUCUUCGAUAUUCGAGCUUGAUGGAUGGGUAUGAUAACAGUGAGCGACGAUGAAGAGGAGCUGUCGACGUUCAUCGGGUUGGAUCUGGCUGAUCGUCUUCAGUUCAGCCAUUUCUGGAGUUGACGGAGCCAAUGCAAGGGGUAGCCGCCUUCAGUCUACCCACAACGAUAACGAUGCAGUAGAAGAUGAAGAUGGUUAUUGGUCCUGGAUGGACCUGGAUGCCUUGGAAGAAGAAAAAGUAGGAAGCAGCAAAGACAGGGAUUCCAACCUUCUACCAAAGAAACUCCGCAGCUCGUAUCGACAAAGAGACAUGCUGCAGCGACAAACCAGCAUCACGGUCAUUGAUGAAGAAGAAGAUGAUGAAGCAGAUACAUUUGAAGCGACGGGGUUUGUUUCCGUGACAGGCUCGCCUGAUAUUCCACAACCUUCACAGCAGACACGUUCUCCCAAGCCAAUAAGUGGAAUCACUGUACGGAUACCCACAGCGCUUCCGACACGGUCGCCAAAACCCACACCGGCGCCCACACCGGUGGGCCAACAACCGGUGGUCCAACAACAAUCCACCAACGAGCAACAGUCGUCAUCACAAACGUGUGAUGCCAACGGGUUCUCCAGAUUUCCAUUUCAAGGCAGAGACAGCUCGGAACGGCUUUUGCUGAGAGAAGGUGUCAUCGAUGAGUUGCCCACGUCCAGAUGCGGCAACGCCGGUCGUAAAAAUGUCAUUCUCGUCAUUGGCGACGGAAUGGGCUGGGAAAUGGCCCGAGCAGGAGCGAUUGCUCGGCAAGUGAUCAAUGAAUUAGAGACAACGUUUGGAUGCAAUAUUACGUCAGGUUGUCCCACCAAUACUGCCGCCAUGGAUGCCUUUCGAGGGCGUAAUUUGUCGGAUUACUACACAGAAGGCAAGGGAAGGGGCCUAUCCUUUCAGAAUCUUCCGGGAUAUGCCCUGGUGACUACCACUGCUACUCUGGCCCAGAGGCCAAACAAGGGGAACAACAGCGCGCCUCCCUACGGGAUGCUCGAGGGAUCCCUGGCGAAGCAUGAUAGUGGCAUGGCUCCAUUGGCAUUGACCGAAUGUGGCUGGCCAAUAGACUUUGAUCCAAAAGAUCACAUAACAGACGGCGGGAACAUGGUGUUAUGGGACGAUGUCAAGGGCGGACAGUAUCCGUGGGAUCCCAGGUACACCCAAGACAAUCCAGAUACAUCGGAUGGUUUUGAUCCUCUGUACAUUAUGCAGCACGCCACGGAUAGUGCUGCCACUGCAACUACUUUGGCGACAGGUCACAAGGUUGCCAACACCAUGGUGUCCGUCGACCUUUACGAAGAACCAAUCAGCACCAUUGUGGAAGAAGCCAUGAAAUGUGGAAUGGCAGGAGGAGUUGUUUCUUCCAAGCCUGUCCUUCACGCAACUCCAGCAGCCUUCAUUGCGCACUCCAACAAUCGACAACAACGCGAUCAACUAAGAAGGAGCUUUCGCGAAGUGAAUCCAAGUUUUGCCAGUGGAGUCUGUGCCAGAGAGUACUAUCCGUAUCCUGAAGAUCUUCAGAGCAUGAGAAAUGGAUCAUUGAGCAGAAGCUGGACUUUGUUUGAGCAAAAACCGUCUGUGUUGGCCGAGAACUUUUAUCAGGGGUUGGAAAACCUAGAUCCCGACAAUGGUGAUCACGUACUGGUGUGCUUGGGAGGAGAUUUUACGCGCAGCAAUAGGGAAGAUCUUCCGAAACGUGGAGUUGACAGCAGCUAUUCCAAUCGAUGGUGUGGAACAGGUGACAUUCAGACGCCCGGCCCAAAUGCAACAAAUCCCGAUCUCCCACUAGGCGUCACGCCCCCCAAUGCUCGCCUCUGUGACUUUUACAGCCAAGAGGAAGUCAAACAGAUACCGCAUAUUACCCAAAACGUCAAGGCGGCUCUGGAUUUUCUUGGCCGAGACGAUGAUGGGUUCUUUUUGAUGUACGAACAGGGAGAUAUUGACACCGCCGCGCAUCAGAAUCACAUGGACGAUUUGCUUGGAACAUUGCUAGAUAUUGAUGAUUCCGUUCAGUACAUUCGCAACUGGAUUGCUGCUAAUGGUGGUUACGAAAAGAAUGCACUAUACGUGACAGCCGACCAUGAUCACUAUCUGACGUUGCUGCCACAGUUUCCAGAGUUAUUGGCCUUGCUGCUCAUUACAGGAGCAUCCCACAAUAUCACACCGGAAAACAACAGCAAACAAAAUCCUUGGAACCUUGCCAUUCAAGCAGGACGACACGAGGAGCUAGGCAAGUCUAUUAUUGAACAUCUCCGGGAUUUCACCACGUGGACCGACGAGGACAUCCUCAACGUAGGCCACUUCUGGGGGCCCGUUGGAAGUGGUGGCAAUGGAUGGGGCUCCCAUUCGACACGCCCUGUCCCACUAUAUUAUCAAGGUGACGGUGGUUGCAUCGAACAGCUCUUGGGCAAGGGCUACCAAGUGCUGGGUCGUCAAGUGGAGGGUAUUCCAGGCAAGAUCGAUCAAGCACACAUACAUGCCUGCAUGAUGAAGAAUCUGUUUGCACUGUGAUAGUGGCUGCUACGUUAGAGAAUACUUGCUGUAAAGUUGAUAGAGUAAUGUCAUUGUCACGCUAGACCUGAAAAGAGGAGUUACCUCGGAUUUCCAAAUCAGAUAGCAUUCAUGCGCACUACAGCAAUUCACGAGUUUCAUCACCACUUUCAAACUACCCCUCUACUCUCAUGAACGAAGUCUAGAGAACAAACAGAGAAUACAUGUAGUACACGUGGGUUCAGGCAGGAAGGCCCUUCCCGAGCGGCAAGCAAGAGAAAACCAGGAACGACUUCGAAUCAAUGGAUUUCGUGUAGGCACCAGGUCAGGUGGGCAAUUGCAGCUAGGAAAAAUCAAGCAAUGCCGAAGGUCCAAAUGCAUAGUUUACUACCGGUAUCAUGUGGACUGCUUGCCUGUCUGAAAGGCCAGAAAAGGGAUCUUCAAUAGUUGGAAUGUCCAAGUUCAUAGUUUUUCAAACAAUGUCAAGGUUCUAGAUCUUGAAUAGUUGGACUGUCUACGUUUAUAAUUUUCAAACAAUGUCAAGUUCCUCCAGAGUACAUGUAGCAGGGCAUCUUUCCAUGUGUUCAUUUUUGAGGCAUCCUUUUUUCUCGAAGCCACAAGUUAGCAACAGGUGUACCGGUACUACUGCCGGCGCCAGGUGAUCCCAAUGCUAGCACUGCGGCAGUUUUUGGCUAGCUGACUGAUUCAGACCUUAAAAUGUGUUCAGAGCUUCUGGGGCGCGAAUCAGACGACUCCAUUCUGUUUUCAUUUCAGGCCCUGUAACAGUCAACGUUCCAUUGCUGUCGUCAAGGGUGAUUGUCGUAAUCUUUUUCGUUCCAAUCAGAUUUUCUAGGGUUCGGAAUUCUGGUGGAGGCAUCAUUCUAGACAUCAUGAAUGGGCCACAAUCCACCUUCAUUGUGGUCUCGUUUUGCUCCAGAAUGCUGGCACCACCACCGAUAUUGUUUGCAAUCUUAAAAUGCAUCUUGAUCUUGCUACCCUCAUUGAUUAGCUCCAAUCGAAGGGGACGAUCAUCUGGUAUCGUCAAAGGGUUCUCACCAUCCCAUGCCUUGUCAAGCUUCCAGUCACCAUAGAACCCAGUGACAUUGGGAGUAGAGAGCUCUGUUGAUGGCAAUGCCUCUGGCACCUCCACAGAGAGAGAAGCUGAACCGCUGACAUGCAGGCAGGGAUAGAAGGUUGUCGUGUUAUUGGACAAGCGAAAGCCAGUACCAAGGCACUCUCCAUUCUUGUAGAAAGUUACUGUCAAGGAUUCUCCGGGUGAGACCCUCACACCAACAGCAUCUCCCACCUCAAACCUGGGCCCCCAGCUAACUUUGAGGGCACCACUUCCAUUGGUCAGAUUUCCAUUGUAGAACAUGCCCUUGGUCUUCCACCCAGGUUUGAAUCCAUCCUUGCUAACAGCACCAAAACUGAGGUUUCCCUUGAGCUUUUGGAUGGUUGCUUGCCAGUAGUAGUCUUGUGACGCCUGCUCAGAAUCGAGGCGAAGAUUGAACGGUGUGCCACCAGACUUGCUGGCGAUCACCAAGUCGUUGCCCGUUUGCGUGAGUGUAUUGCCAUCUGAACCAUCACCCACCCAUGUCAUUUCCUUAUUGUGAAGAGAGUUCAUUGCUGCUGCUGUGUGCUUUCCUAUGUAAACCGGGAAAGUUACUAUGCUUUCCUAUGUGGAUUGUCUUCUGCGGCUGUUGGUUUUUGUAAACUCUCAGGCUACGAUUGAAGAUACGGU
Messenger RNA from Seminavis robusta, 4334 nucleotides. The record is from the annotation of a GenBank genome assembly. NCBI's taxonomy places the organism in Eukaryota, Bacillariophyta, Bacillariophyceae, Naviculales, Naviculaceae.